UCAAAUGUAAUUAUAACCCAAAUCAACGAUUAGCGCUAUUAAAAAUAAAAAAUGGAGGAAAUUGUAGCUGCUAUAAGAGGCUUUUCACCUGAUAAAAAUUGGCCUGCAUUAAAAGAAUACUUUAAUGGAUCUACAUCUGCUCUUGCAAAAAAUGCAUCAAAAGUAGAUAUUACAAUGAGUGCAUUAGAUUUACCUGAAAAUACCUUAGGGUAUCUAUAUUUAAUGGUUUUUAAAGUUUCACUUUCUAAUGUUGGUGACUUUGAAUUGCUAUUUGACCAAUUUCAACAACUUGUCAAAAAUGGAUGUAAAGAACAAAUUCAACAAGGGUUAGAAAAAUUUUGUCAUCUUUGCCAUGUUUUAGUUAAAUGUUUGAUAGAAAUUAAACAGUCUAUUCGCGGCAUUCAUGUUUUUUCUGAAGCUAUUUUAAAAGUUCAAACAAAUAGUUCUCAAAUGACUUCUUUGCAUUCAGAUCUUUUUCAGUUGUGCCUUUCUGCUAAAUGUUUUAAACCUGCUCUGAAGUUUUUGGAUGUUGAUGUAACAGAUAUAAAUAAUGAAGAUGGCAGUUUUGAUGCAAGAUCUUUUCUACUUUACUUUUACUAUGGUGGGAUGAUAUUUCUUGCUCUUAAACAGUUUGAAAAAGCAAUGUUUUGUCUCCAAGCAGUAAUUACAACACCUGCCAUACCUGUAAGUCAUAUUAUGCUUGAAGCAUACAAAAAAUAUCUUCUUUUAUCAUUGUUGCUGAAUGGAAAGAUAUGCAAUCUUCCCAAAUACACAUCACCUGUAGUAUCACGUUCCAUUAAGCCACAGAGUUCGCCUUACACUGAACUUGCUGAAGCUUAUUUUACUUAUGAUCCAGCUCAUUUAAGAGCAGUAGCUAACAAACAUCAGUCAGUUUUUCAUACGGAUAAGAAUAUUGGACUUGUAAAACAAGUAAUGGCUUCACUCGUUAAAAAACGAAUACAGAAACUAACGAAGACAUUUCUUACUUUAUCAUUAUCAAAUAUGGCAGCCAGAGUUAAUCUUAGGGAUGCUUCAGAAGCCGAAAAGUUUCUUUUAAACAUGAUAGCAGAAGGAACUAUUUUUGCUACUAUCGAGCAAGAUGUUGCUAUGGUAUCUUUUCAUGAUAAUCCUCAAGAUUACUACUCUGCCGAAUUUUUUUCAAAGUUUGAUUCUGAGAUUACCAACUGUAUACAUUUGAAUGAACGUUUACAAAUUAUGGAUAGAGAAUUGCAAACCAACCCGCAAUAUGUCCAAAGGAUGUUAAACCUAGCUCAACUCGAUGAUGCAGGGAGAAGCGAUGAAAUUGUUGGUUAGAAAAAUGAAACACGAUAAUCAGUCAAAGAAUAGAUCACCAAGCAGCAGUUUUUUAAGUUCUAUUUAGAAGUGGUCGGUGCCUUCAACUCUAAUUAUUUAAGUGAUUAUUAAUCCUUAGUUUUAAUAACACCAAACAAGAAACUAUCAUCGGUUGGAUGCAAAAAACCGUCCUACCAUCGGUUGCUUCAAGUAUCAGUUUUAGAGAUAAUAAACCAGCAGUUUGUUCAAGUGUCAAA
Hydra vulgaris (swiftwater hydra) is the source of this 1550-nucleotide messenger RNA. Lineage: Eukaryota; Metazoa; Cnidaria; Hydrozoa; Anthoathecata; Hydridae. The record is from RefSeq and is a predicted model, not a curated record.